This is a messenger RNA of Melopsittacus undulatus (budgerigar), 3423 nucleotides long. RefSeq names its product RAB3A interacting protein like 1 (gene RAB3IL1). The coding region runs from base 164 to 1318 and encodes 384 amino acids. NCBI's taxonomy places the organism in Eukaryota, Metazoa, Chordata, Aves, Psittaciformes, Psittaculidae. Gene Ontology annotation, molecular function: guanyl-nucleotide exchange factor activity. Gene Ontology annotation, cellular component: Golgi to plasma membrane transport vesicle. The transcript is spliced from 12 exons. Gene Ontology annotation, biological process: exocytosis. The record is from RefSeq and is a predicted model, not a curated record.
CCGGGAGCGCGUCCUUCAGGCGGAGCCGGAGCGCUGGGGCCGGCUCCGGGCAUGGGGGAGGCGGCGGCAGCAGCAGUGGCUCCUCCACCCUGAGCGGCGGCUGCGGGACCCAGCAUGCGGCGGGGUGUUUGGAGCCUUUGGAGACCUCCUUAUCCCAUUAGCGAUGUCACUGUUUAGCCAGGCCAAUUUUGAGGAAGACAGCCAGAAGCAACCAGCUAUUGGACACUGGAAACCACUAAUGCCAUCCAAAGGGAACAAGGAGGAGCCAGAGACUGGAUGCCAGGAUGCUGGAGGUGUGGAUGAAACCCAGUCCACUGAGCAGCUCAACAUGUCACGUCUACGCAGCUCUUCAGUGGAAAUCCGUGAAAAAGGAUCUGAAUUCCUGAAGGAAGAGCUGCACAAAGCACAAAAGGAGCUGAAGCUGAAGGACAAAGAAUGUGAGAGAUUAUCAAAAGUCAGAGAACAACUGGAGCAGGAACUAGAGGAGUUAACAGCUAGCCUAUUUGAGGAAGCACACAAGAUGGUGAGAGAAGCAAACACUAAACAGGCGGCAUCAGAGAAACAGCUGAGGGAGGCACGGGGGAAGAUCGACAUGCUGCAGGCAGAGGUAACAGCUUUGAAGACACUGGUCAUCACAUCAACACCUUCUUCUCCAAACCGGGAGCUGCACCCUCAGCUCCAGAGCCCUUCUAAAGCUGGCUUCAGGAAGGGCCAUGGACGAAACAAAAGCACCAGCAGUGCAAUGAUCUCAGCUGCCAGCCAGAAUGUGACUCCAGAGCCUGUCAGCCGUGAGUGCAAAGAGGUCGACUCCAUUUUAUUUGCCGAGUUCCAGGCCUGGAAGGAAUCUCCAACCUUGGAUAAAUCCUGCUCCUUCCUGGACAGAAUUUAUCGGGAAGAUGUAGGACCUUGUCUGGACUUCACUAAGCAGGAGCUUUCAGAGCUGGUGCGAGUGGCUGUGGAGCAGAAUACACUCACCAUUGAGCCAGCUGCUUCUCAGACACUGCCUAUGGUGAAGGUCUCAACAGAAGAGUGUGGUGGCCCAAAUGGGUUCCGGUCACAAAUUGUAACGAAAUGUGCUCUGAGUGGCCUCCCAAGGACCUGCAAGCACCGCAUCAUGCUGGGGGAUUCUGGGAAUUACUACUACAUUUCACCAUCCUGCAGGGCCAGGAUCACAGCAGUGUGCAACUUCUUCACAUACAUUCGCUACAUCCAGCAGGGCUUGGUGAGGCAAGAUGUGGAGCUGAUGUACUGGGAGGUCAUGCGGCUCCGGAGGGAGAUGUCUCUGGCCAAGCUUGGGUUUUAUCCCAGCGAGAUGUAAGCAGAGGCCUAAGCAUGGAAGGAAACUGGUCCUGCAUGAACAGCUUGUCAAACGUAGUCUGCCAAACAGAAGAAUGCAAUGCCUCUCCUGCAGCAGGCCUUACUUGCUCCCCAUCUUUCUCUGCAUGAAGCUGAUCAAGGAGCAAGAAGCACAAGUUCCACCUUCAGCUGUCCCACGUCUCCAACUGUGAGCGGACUGUAGCUGCCAUGCUACCAUCUCAGAGCUGGGCUGGGCCUGGCUGCUCUGGGGUGGCUGCCUAUAGACUGUCCUCUAUGGAGUCUCCUAUAUGCAGUGUAUAUCCAUAUGUUUUUUUUAAACUUUUAUUUCUAUAUGCAAGCUGCUUUGGCAUAACCCAAGGCCAGCCCUGGGCAAGUCAGGAGUCCUGGACCUUCUUUGUAAGCAAGUCUUUCAGGACAGAUGCUGGCUGUCUGUCCAUCUGAUCCAGUUAUUCCUUGGGGUGGAGGGUACUGUUCCCAGCCAUAUACUUAAGUCCUACUGACCACUUACUCCCCUAAUGGCCUUGUAAAUGCCAGCAGCACAAAAUAAUCUUAAGGAGAGCCAUGAACAGCCUGUUUCCAAGUACUUCCUUGCUCCUUUGAAAGGAGCCUGCAAGAGAAGCUUUCUGCCAGCUGAGUCACAAAGAGGGAUUUGUUCCUGGUUUUAGCUUGCGAUUUGGCACAGGGUGAUCCAGGCAGGGGGAACAGCCAGAGCAGGGGCCAGAGCUGUGCACCUGUGGUCUUCAGCAGAAGAAAGUGAGCUUGGAAAGCCAUAACUCAGCUUGGCUGCAGUUAGUGCAGGAUGUUUUCUCCUGCUCUAGAAAAUCUGCUGCAGUUGCCACAGGCAGAUGCAGACCUUGAUGUGUUGGUGUCAGUCCUUGGUGCAGAAGUACCCCCAUGGUGCUCUUAGAAACCUCACUCACAAACAUGCCUUUGAGGUGUUCCUGCUCUGAGGGAGCUUUGGGCAGUGCUGUUCCCACUGUUUAGAUAAAACCUGUGGUCCGGGCUGGGUUCUUCAUGUUUCCAGAAGUAGCAUGCCCAGGCUGGGCAGUCCUGAGGCCUCCCUUGUAUGGCAUAAUACCUAGAAAUGCAUGUCCACUGAGAAACCCAGCUUCUGGGCUGCCAUCCCCAAUGAGGAAAACUGAGACAUCUUUGUGUGCACAUGAGGGAUGUGGCUGUGGUUCCUGUGUGCCUCACAAUGUUCUGGGAGGGAUGUCAUUAAAGCUGUUGGAGGCCUACUACAGCUUGAGCUCAGACCUAGGCUUGUUUAUGCAGGGAUGUGUUAAAGCCCAUGACAAUGUUUUGUAGCCAGUUUAGCUUUUUUUUGUCAGUGACUCAGGAAUCUGCUCAGCCACCACCUACCCUGGGGUUUUCAUCUCAUGUGGCAUUUUUGCAGUCUUGACUGUUUCCUCUGCCAUCAUUAUAACUCUUACCUUAGCAAGUUGAUGUCCAGAACCGCAUCACCAUCCUCAGCUCCAGUAAGUUUCAUCCUCUCCUGAGAGAUGCUACAGUAGGAACUCUGUAUCAUCAGUGGAGAAAAACUGAGCUGCUGUGUUUCUGCUCAGUAAAGGGAGGAAUUAAUAGGGAAGGUGAAAGUUCUUGUUUGGAAUCUAAUACGAGGACGGCUUCACAGCAGAGCUGAGAAAACCUCCCUGCAGAAGACCCCCAUGAGCACAAGUUUUGCUGUCACUGAGCACACUCUCAGGAUGGUACUGGGUUCUACCUUAGAGCUAUACUGCAGAUUCCAGCUCAGGUAAAUCCUAUCCCUGGCAGUUUCUCCUUGUAUCUGUUCCCCCUGAUCUGAUCUCUAUGUGUCCUGUGCCAUUCACUGCUGCAUUGCACCACCGAUGUGGCUGCAUUGCGGCCCUGGGAAUGAGAUGAUCUUUCUGUGUAGAUGUUUUGGUUUGAGGGCUGUUCCUGCUGCCCACGGUGUUACUUUGUAAAGCACUUUGAGAUGAAAGGAGUUGAAGAAAAGCAUUGUAUAAGGUUGUCUUCCAUUUGAAACAAAACAGAGCAAUUUGUAGAUUAAUAUGAAGUCACUCCGUUAACAGCGGGAUGGUUGCACCCUGCUCUUUGUUACAGGAAAAAUAAACUUUUGCUAUUAACCUC